This is a messenger RNA of Kuraishia capsulata CBS 1993, 1314 nucleotides long. RefSeq lists its product as uncharacterized. The transcript has a single exon. NCBI's taxonomy places the organism in Eukaryota, Fungi, Ascomycota, Pichiomycetes, Pichiales, Pichiaceae. The coding region runs from base 1 to 1314 and encodes 437 amino acids. The record is from RefSeq and is a predicted model, not a curated record.
AUGUCGCAGAUCGUGCUCAACGGCAACGCUUCCUCGCAGACUUCGCUAGGCUACCCCAGGAAUGGGAACCAGAUAGAAGUGGCGAAACGUCUGACAAGCAGUGGGACUUUGACUGAUGACACUGAAGGCUCAGAAAGGAGGAUGUCAUCAUCCAUGCUUGAUAUCAGUUCACACACGCGAUUGAAAAGCUCGUACCAAAAGGCCAUCAAGCAGUAUCUCAACAGAGACUUUUGCACUGCUUGGAGAAGCGUGAUUGGUCUCAUUGACGAUAUAACACAGCCAGGCUCAGAAUUAUUCAAGCAUUCUCCUCGGCAAACGACACUGGAGGUCCAGAGCUUGAAAGUGAACAUAUUCAGACUGUACCUAUCACUUACAGACUUAUUGCUAAAGGAUCUUUCCAACUCCUCAGCAUCUACGGGGACCUUUCCGGCUGAAGUUGGGUCAUUCCCAGAUAUGUCAUUGGCUCAGAGACUCACAAUACGCGACACAUUCCUUAGAGGUGCCGUUUUCGACCAGAUGAUGGUGAUCUACAGCCACGACGUCCGUUCUGCAGACCCCGAUUUGGUGCUGAUGUGUUUUAUCAUCGAGAUCUCCAAUGGAAUAUCCCUAGGUCUGCUGAAAGAACAGGUGAGUAGCGUUUUGGAGGAGAAUCCGCUCCCAGUUCUGCCGGAAGGAGGGAGCGUGAAGAAGGACGAGGGCUUCGAACGGAUUUCGGAGUUUUACGUGAAACACAUUCUGGUCAAGCAGAACCAAGUAGACGAAGCCAGGACGUUUAUUGGUCAUAGAUACGCUUUAAACGAUACUCUGGCCGCCAAGGCAUUGGACGAUCUCGCAGAGGCUGUACGGUUACAGGCCGAAGAGGAGCGCAGCGCAAGUGAUCGCAAGAGGCAGGAAGAAAAACAGAGGAUGCACGCAAAGAAGCAGCAGCUGGAACAAGGUCGGAAGGAAGAAGAGCGAAGAAGGAGGCAGCACGAAGAACGAGCUCUCAAGGUUGAUAGAGAGCCCGAGGAAAAUAGACUAAACAACAAGAGACCGCAUCCGGAGGUGCACAGAACCGGCUUUGGCGCCCAUCUUUAUCUAUCCAUCAAAGAGGCGCUUUUUCCAGCGCAUCUGUCAAGCUCUGGACUCCUUGAAAGACUUGCGAGGCCGACGUUUGCUCUGGCCGUUCUGGUAUCGCUUUCAUUUUCGCUGAAAAACAUGGCCAGUACGCAACAAUGGAAGAGGAUGAUAGCACGACUACGUUUCCUACUAGUUCUUCUGCUUUUCAAGCUGAAAGAGGCAGCUUCAAUGGCCUUCAGUGUUACAUACAUCUAA